Molecule: messenger RNA, 2787 nt
Organism: Hemicordylus capensis (graceful crag lizard)
Lineage: Eukaryota; Metazoa; Chordata; Lepidosauria; Squamata; Cordylidae
Gene: TRAF2
Product: TNF receptor associated factor 2
Exons: 11
Coding region: 268-1905 (545 amino acids)
Biological process (GO): regulation of apoptotic process; positive regulation of JNK cascade; tumor necrosis factor-mediated signaling pathway
Cellular component (GO): plasma membrane signaling receptor complex; cytosol; cytoplasmic side of plasma membrane
Molecular function (GO): tumor necrosis factor receptor binding; ubiquitin-protein transferase activity; ubiquitin protein ligase binding
Source: RefSeq, a predicted model, not a curated record
UGUGUGUGUUUCUGGUUGGCCACUGCUGGUAGCGGGGUGCUGGGCUCCGUCUGCCUCGAUCUGGCAUAUGCUUAGCAUCAAAGUCCCACUGAAACCGAAGGGGCUGGGUUAGUCUUGAUGGAAGGGAAACCAUAAUUGCUUUCGUCAGGACCUGCUGUGUCUGACUUCAGCUGGAUCAGCGCCAACGUGCAUUGAAAGUAAAUCUAGUGGUGUGCCAAACUUAUCUCUACAAAGACAUUCACAUGCUUCUAGAUAUACUUGAAUUACAUGGAAAUGGGCAUUCUCUGUCGCAAGGGCCUUGACAGCCACGUGGACGUUCACAUGGCCGCAGCCAACUCGACUCCCCCCGGCUCUCUGGACGUCAACCAGCCGGGGUUUCCAAAGGAGAUUCUGGGGUCCCAACUGGAGAUCAAAUACCUGUGCUCAGAGUGCAAGAAUAUUCUGAGGCGUCCGUUCCAGGCCCAAUGUGGGCACCGCUACUGCUCCUGCUGCCUGAAGAAAAUAAUACGCUCGGGGCCUCAGAAGUGCGCAGCCUGUAUCCAGGAAGGGAUAUACGAACCAGGGGUUUCCAUCUUGGAAAGCAACUCGACGUUCCCAGACAAUGCAGCCCGACGGGAAGUGGAGAGUCUUCUGGCGAUCUGUGUCAAUGAGGGUUGCACGUGGAAAGGGACGAUCAAAGAAUAUGAGAGCUGCCACGAGGCCAGCUGCCCCUUCAUGCUAGUGGCCUGCCCCGCGUGCCAGGCGAUGGUCAGACUGAAUGAGAAGGAGCACCACGCGGAGCGGGAGUGUCCCAAGAGGAGCCUCAACUGCAAAUACUGCAAAGUCCUUUGCUACUUCCCUGACAUCAAGGCUCAUGACGAGGUGUGCCCAAAGUUUCCUCUCACCUGUGAUGGCUGCGGAAAGAAGAAGAUCCCGAGAGAGAAGUUUCAAGACCACGUCAAGACCUGUAGCAAAUGCAAAGCACCCUGCCGGUUCCAGCCCAUCGGCUGCCCUGAGGUGGUGGAGAACGAGAAGCUCCCCGAGCACGAAAGCAAGCGCCUAGGGGAGCACCUGUACAUGCUGCUGAGCUUUGUGCUCAGCCUCGGGCCCGAGUCGGACAAGCUGCAGCCCCUGCCGGGCCUCCCGUCGGCCGAGUCCGGCUCCGGCCUGCUGGGUGGCAACCCUCUGCUCUCCGAGUCGGAGCUCUCCGGCUCCUUGCAGCUGCUGGGCAAGUGCGAGGCCCUGGAGAGGAAGACCGUCACCUUCGAGAACAUCGUCUGCGUGCUGAACCGCGAGGUGGAGCGGGUGUCGCUGGCCGCAGAGGCCUGCCACCGGCAGCUGCAGCUGGACCAGGAGAAGAUGGAGGUGCUCAGCAGUAAGGUCCGGCAGCUGGAGAGGAGCAUUGCGCUGAAGGACUUGGCCCUGGCUGAGAUGGAGCGCACCAUCCAGGAGAUGGAGGCCUCCUCCUAUGAUGGCGUCUUCAUCUGGAAGAUCACCGACUUUGCCCGGAAGCGCCAGGAGGCGAUCGCUGGCCGCUCGCCUGCCGUCUUCUCUCCAGCCUUCUACACAAGCAAAUACGGCUACAAGAUGUGCCUGCGCAUCUACCUCAACGGGGACGGCACGGGGCGGGGCACCCACCUCUCCCUGUUCUUCGUGGUGAUGAAAGGACCCAGCGAUGCCCUCCUGCGGUGGCCUUUCAACCAGAAGGUCACCCUGAUGCUUCUGGACCAAAACAACCGGGAGCACGUGAUCGAUGCCUUCCGCCCCGACGUGACGUCCUCGUCCUUCCAGCGGCCCGUCAGUGACAUGAACAUUGCCAGUGGCUGCCCACUUUUCUGCCCCAUCAACAAGAUGGAGAGCAAGAACUCUUACAUCCGGGACGACACCAUCUUCAUCAAAGCCAUCGUGGACCUCACGGGCCUCUGAGGCCUCCUUCCCCCCCCCACCCGGAUCUCAGAGCAGAGCACAGACCCCCCACCCGAGGUGGGGCUGCGAUCCUCUGGGCACCCCUCCUCCCGGGGGAGGGGUGUGGGGAAGGCGAGACGAGCUGCCCCAGGAGGAAAGGCCUGAGGACCUCCCGACGGCCCACCCGACACUCCUUUGGGCCUUGGAGAAUGGCAUUAGUUUAUAGCGAAAUGUGUCCGAGGCGGAUUCGGCUGCGGAAACCGCGGGGUGCCCUUGAACUUCCCCCCCCCCAAAGGGGGCAGGCUGAUCGCUGCUGCUGCUGCUGCUGGUGCACUUCCCAACACGAGAAAGUCCUGGUGUCUUUUUGCAACGGAGCUCUGUGGUUUUCUGCUGCUGGCUAGGUUGCUCUUGGAGCGGGGUGGGUGCUGCCGAGGCGUGGCUGGGUGGAAGUGGCCUCAGCCACAGAGGAGGACGGCGCCAUGGAUGGAGGACCAGUGGGGAGGCAGGGGGGCAUCUCCCCGAGGCCCCGGUGAAGGUGGAUGUCUCGCUCUGCCUCCGAGCGGAGGAGCCCAGGUGAGGAUUGGUCUUGGGCGAGGGCCAAGCCUGCCUGUUCUCAGCCCCCUAAAAGCGGCGGCCAGAGUGGACCCCGGCUGCUCCUUGCUCUCCGGAAGAGAGCAGGGCUGAGAAUAGAAUUGGGCCGCUGCGGCAGAAGACACCUGUGCCACCGAGGUGCCUCUGGGUCGCUCCUUGCCAGGGAAUGCAAGCUGGGUGGGAGGGAGAGAUUUCCUGGCUCUAUUUUAAGGCUUUUUUAAUUUAUAGGCUUCUCCGUCCCAGAGGUCCUGGGUGCCUAGCGUUGGGCGUAAAACCCCCAUCAUGACCUAAUAAAAUUGAACCAAGUGGCAA